CGUUUUUCAGUUCGCUUCGAGUGGCGGGGGCCGAUGGCGAAGGGCAGCGACGCCAUGGCCGCCGCCGCGGCCCUCACCCUGCUGGCCGCGGCCCUGUGCGCGCCGGCCGCCGCGGAGCUGACCCGGAUGGAGCACCCGGCCAAGAACGACGGGUCGCUCAGCCUGCUCGUCGUCGGCGACUGGGGCCGCAAGGGCACGUACAACCAAUCUAGGGUCGCCGAGCAGAUGGGGAAGGUUGGGGAGCUGCUCGACAUCGACUUCGUCAUAUCCACCGGCGACAACUUCUACGAGAACGGCCUGACGGGCACAGAUGACGAGGCGUUCGAGCAAUCCUUCACCAACAUCUACACGGCGAAGAGCUUGCAGAAGCCGUGGUACCUCGUUCUGGGAAAUCAUGACUACAGGGGUGAUGUGCUUGCACAGCUGAGUCCAGUCCUGCAAAAGAUCGACAACCGAUUCAUUUGCAUGAGGUCGUUUAUUGUUAACGCAGAAAUUGUGGAUUUCUUCUUUGUUGACACCACUCCGUUUCAACUCAAGUACUGGACUCACCCUAAAGAUGAUCAUUAUGACUGGAGAGGAGUGGCGCCUCGAGAAAAAUACUUAGCCAAUUUGCUGAAGGAUCUGGACGAGGCCAUGAAGAAAUCAACAGCAACGUGGAGGGUUGCCGUGGGCCAUCAUACCAUGAGGAGUGUCAGUGAUCAUGGUGACACCAAGGAGCUUCUGCAGCUACUUCUUCCAGUCCUCCAGGCCAACGGCGUGGACUUCUACAUCAACGGACACGACCACUGCCUGGAACAUAUUAGCAGCAAAAACAGCCCAAUCCAAUACUUCACGAGCGGAGGCGGUUCGAAAGCAUGGAGAGGAGUGUUCCAGCCCAACGAAGACAACCUUGAGUUCUUCUAUGAUGGGCAAGGGUUCAUGUCCCUCCAGCUCGAUCACAACCAAGCUGAGUUCACCUUCUAUGAUGUCAAUGGGAAUGUGCUGUACCAAUAUACGCGGUCGAGCCUGAGGAAAACAGGCCACCUCCAGCCCUCCGGCUAUGCCACCGAGGAAUGAGGCAGAUGCAGAUCACCAACGGAGAA
Molecule: messenger RNA, 1082 nt
Organism: Panicum hallii
Lineage: Eukaryota; Viridiplantae; Streptophyta; Magnoliopsida; Poales; Poaceae
Product: purple acid phosphatase 4-like
Exons: 7
Coding region: 34-1056 (340 amino acids)
Molecular function (GO): ferric iron binding; ferrous iron binding; acid phosphatase activity
Source: RefSeq, a predicted model, not a curated record